Messenger RNA from Coccinella septempunctata (seven-spotted ladybird), 1315 nucleotides. RefSeq lists its product as uncharacterized. The record is from RefSeq and is a predicted model, not a curated record. The coding region runs from base 260 to 1315 and encodes 351 amino acids. Lineage: Eukaryota; Metazoa; Arthropoda; Insecta; Coleoptera; Coccinellidae. The transcript is spliced from 6 exons.
GCCAACUUUUCCCCCGACCGGGUUAUUCUCGAUCUCGAACGAACUUCUUCAUGUAAUCGUACCAUUAGAUCCUCUUAAUUUUGAUGAUACUCUGUUAUCUGUGAAUGUAAUAAGUUCAAAAUUUCGCAUUUCAGUUUGUUCUUUCAUUAAAUUUCGAAAACAGCGAUUAUUAUCGCUUAUACAGAUUGCGAAAGAAGCCGGUGGUAAUAUCUAUAUCAGUUUAUCAGCUCUAAAAAGCAGUUUUUAUUGCUACGUUUGAAUGAUCGAUAUGGAUCAAGAAAGUAAACAGCUUCUUUGUCACAUAUGUGGCAAAAGGUUAUCCAGUGUGUCUACAUUCAACCGCCAUAUAAAACAGGUGCACCUGCAAGAGCCACUUACAGGAAAGGACACGAAGAAUAUUAAAUGUCCACUUUGUGAGGAUAAACUUAAAUUAUCAUUUGGAAGCCAUGACCAGUUAGUGGAUCAUAUAGAAAAAAUUCAUUUUUUGACUAUUAUACGAUCAACUCUUUAUUUUGGAAACAAAGAGGAAUUUGAAGCUUGGAGAGCAGUUGACAAUAGAAAUAUAGAUUAUGCCUUUCAAAGAGGUCAAAAGAUCAAAGAUGAUGAGUACAUAUACUAUAAUUGCAAUAGGAGUAAUACAAGAGGAUAUGACAGUAAAAGUAACCAAAGAUGUUCAAAAGCAGGAGGAAGCAUUAAAAUAUCAGGAUUAUGUCCAUCUAGAAUUUGUGCUAAAAUAACUAAUUCUGGAGUAACAGUGAACUAUAUUGAAACACAUGCUGGCCAUGAUGAUGAACUCCGAGCCAAACAUUUAUCGAAGGAUCAACAGGAAAUGCUCGCUGAAAAAUUAUGUGCUGGUGUUACAAAAGAGAGAAUACUUGAGGAUGCGAGAAUAUUAGAGGAAGGGAAGCUCACCAGAAUGAAUAUUUUAACAAGAGGAGAUCUCUCAUAUAUCAUUCGAAAAUUCAAUAUAAACAAACAACGACAUGCAGAUGAUAUGACAGCAACAGCCUUAAAAGUGGAAGAAUUGAACUGUCAAGAUGAAAACACUGUUUUCUUAUUCAAGCAGAUAGGAGAAAGUCACCCUCAGCUGCAAAUUGAAGAUUUUGCUAUAGCUUUCAUGAACAGGACUAUGGAAAGAAAGCUGAGGGAAUUCCCAAAAAUUAUUUGUAUUGAUGGCACUCAUGGAACCAACAUGAGGAAUUUUGAAUUGACUAUUGUUUUAGUCAAAGAUGAGAACAAUGUUGGGUUCCCUGUAUCCUUUUUGAUUUCCAAUCGUUUGGAUCAGACGAUCCAAAACAUUUUUUUAGGUCAUUAA